UGCUUUUGCACUUUUAUUAUCAUAAAAUUAUAAUUAUUACACACCAUGGCGCCGGUUCAGGACCUUCGCAGACUUGUUAAUGGCGUCUCUCUGAUAGCCAAAGAGAUAGCAAAGCGUUCCCAAGCUCUCCAGGGUGCCAAAACUGGAGAUUUUGAAACAUUUCUUUCAUCCUCCGUUAAGAAAGUUAUCCUUUCGGCUACAGAUUUGACCAGUCUUACCAGAGGAGAGGUUCGCGAAUUUGAUAAAGCCUGCCCCAAGGAAACCGUUGUUCACUUCACGAGCUCAACCGAUUCCGCGAAUUCAAACUCGUUUCACAAUGAACGUACCACGCUGGUGGAUCAAGAAAAAUGCGUUAUGUCCGAUAUUAGAUCGAACGAAAGCAGGGAAUUUCACGAUCUGGAGAUGUAUAACCAAGAAAGCACUGAGAAAACUUUGGAUUCGGCGUCUUCCAAGUCUAGUGGUACGGGAGAUACCCGUCCUUUGGGGAAUUCAGAAGCAAACGUUAUAUCGCAAGAAUGCAAGUCUGAGGAUUUGCCGGCGAAGAAGGACGCAGACCAAGGAUAUCAUCAGGUGGCAAUUCCACCUGUUAAGAGGAGGCGGCCACGAGAGAGGAGAGUCCCUUCGACACCCUUUACCAGAGCACUUGGGUUUGCUGGUUUGGGUGCUGGGCUUGCAUGGGGAACAAUGAAAGAGUCCACCAAGAGGCUUGUAUUUGGGACAGGCAAUUCACAAGACAAACAAUCUGCCCUCUCACCAUUCUUAUCUGAACAAAAUGCAGAGCGUUUGGCUCUUGCACUGUGUAGAAUGCGUGGUGCAGCACUCAAAUUGGGACAGAUGUUGAGCAUACAGGAUGAAUCACUUGUACCUGCUCCGAUAUUGGCUGCUUUGGAUAUUGUUCGUCAAGGUGCAGAUGUCAUGCCUAGGAACCAGCUCAAUCAAGUUUUGGAUAAUGAAUUAGGUCCUGACUGGUCCACAAAGCUGCAGAGUUUUGAUUAUGAGCCACUGGCUGCUGCAAGUAUAGGCCAGGUACAUCGAGCUGUCACCAAGGAUGGGUUGCAUGUCGCAAUGAAGAUACAGUACCCUGGUGUCGCGGAUAGCAUUGAAAGUGAUAUUGAGAAUGUGAAGCUACUUCUGGAUUAUACUAAUCUUAUUCCUAAAGGGCUUUAUCUAGAUAGAGCCAUGAAGGUGGCUAAAGAGGAACUAUCACGCGAAUGUGAUUAUAAGUUGGAGGCAAGUAAUCAAAAACGAUUUCGUCAUCUUCUGUCCGUCACUGAAGGAUUCUAUGUUCCACUUGUCAUUGAUGAUAUCUCAAGUAGAAGAGUCUUAACGACAGAAUUUGUGUCUGGGGUUCCUAUUGAUAAGGUGGCCUUGUUAUCCCAGGAGACUCGUAAUUAUGUUGGAAAAAAGUUGCUCAAGCUCACUUUGAUGGAGUUAUUUGUUUUUCGUUUUAUGCAGACUGAUCCUAAUUGGAGCAAUUUUCUAUAUGAUGAGAGCACAAGAAUGAUCAAUCUCAUUGACUUUGGGGCUGCUCGAGAUUACCCAAAGAGUUUUGUUAAUGACUACCUAAGAAUGGUGCUUGCUUGUGCAAACUGUGAUAAAGAUGUGGUGAUUGAAACGUCAAGGAGGCUUGGGUUCCUUAAUGGAAUGGAAUCAGAAAUAAUGCUCGAGGCUCAUGUCCAGGCUGGUUUUAUUGUGGGUUUACCAUUCUCGAAGCCAGGUGGGUAUGAUUUCCGCUCCACAAACAUCACACAGAGCAUUUCAAACCUUGGGGCAACAAUGCUGAAGCACAGGCUGACCCCACCGCCAGAUGAAGUCUACAGUCUUCACCGUAAGCUCUCAGGUGCCUUCUUGGUCUGUAUCAAACUUGGAGCUGUUGUACCAUGUAGGGAACUGUUGCUUGAAGUCUAUGAGCAGUAUCGAUUUGGUGAUGAAGAUGAUGAUGGAGAGAUCUUGUCCAGCGGCUCAAUUGCAUAACAUUGUUUCUCAAUGUCUUCAUUAAUUGAUCUGUUAGUAGUGUUGGAAUG
Molecule: messenger RNA, 2024 nt
Organism: Telopea speciosissima
Lineage: Eukaryota; Viridiplantae; Streptophyta; Magnoliopsida; Proteales; Proteaceae
Product: protein ABC transporter 1, mitochondrial
Exons: 8
Coding region: 46-1974 (642 amino acids)
Biological process (GO): ubiquinone biosynthetic process
Molecular function (GO): kinase activity
Source: RefSeq, a predicted model, not a curated record